Messenger RNA from Oncorhynchus gorbuscha (pink salmon), 1849 nucleotides. RefSeq names its product mitochondrial coenzyme A transporter SLC25A42-like. The record is from RefSeq and is a predicted model, not a curated record. Gene Ontology annotation, biological process: transmembrane transport. The transcript has 8 exons. NCBI's taxonomy places the organism in Eukaryota, Metazoa, Chordata, Actinopteri, Salmoniformes, Salmonidae. Gene Ontology annotation, cellular component: mitochondrial inner membrane. Bases 563 to 1531 code for a protein of 322 amino acids.
GCCAUUUUCCCGAAAACAACAACAACAACAACAACAACAAGUACUGAUCGCUGUGUCAAAAAAAACUGAGUGCUGUGUCUUCCUCGCGUGAUUUCGCGUGGAGUCCAAUGUUCGGUUUGAAAAUAUAUAUGGGACUUGUAGUCCAAAACAAUUGUACGUGCCCUCAAACUGAUAAACCCUUGAAAGACAAUAAUCUCGUGCGCGAGCAAACUCCAAUAAUUUUGGGAUAAAAAUAGGCCAUCACCUUCCUUGUCGCAGUUUGGCAGCUGUCGUUUUCAAUCACCUUGGAAAAAAUCGUAAACGCUGAGAUAGACGGACAAGUUGACUGAUGUGUUGACCACAGAUAUUGACCCAACGACACCAAACAGAGAGAGAAAUGUGGCGACGGAUCUCGGAAGACGACAGAGGAGUUGAACACUGAAUGUGAAACAUUGCUGAAGAUUGUUCAAGAUUGGCCGGAUUUGCAACAAACACAGGCACAGUAAUCAAGAUUAAAGGCGAGGAAUUCUGGAUUGUCGGGUGUUGACUGACUGUCAGAUACUGGGCGUCAUCAAGGGCACACAUGGCCCAUACAGUGCAGGACCACCAGAUGGCACAGCCCCAGGCAGCAGUGUUGUCUCUCCCUCCCUCCGGCCAGGCUAAAAGAUGGACAGUGUUGGACUCCCUGCUAUGUGGAGCAUUGGCAGGAGCCGUGGCCAAAACAGUCAUAGCUCCUCUGGACAGAACCAAGAUCAUCUUCCAAGUGUCUUCACAAAGAUUCUCUGCUAAGGAAGCCUUUAGACUCCUCUACUGUACAUACGUGAAAGAUGGCUUCCUCAGUCUGUGGAGGGGCAACUCUGCCACCAUGGUGCGGGUCAUCCCCUACGCUGCCAUCCAGUUCUGCUCCCACGACCAGUACAAGAGAAUUCUGGGGGGAUACUAUGGCUUCCAGGGAAAAGCCCUUACUCCUUUUCCACGUUUCCUGGCAGGGUCGUUGGCUGGCACCACAGCUGCCAUGCUCACCUACCCCCUGGACAUGGUGCGGGCCAGGAUGGCAGUGACACCCAGACAAAUGUACAGCAACAUUAUGCACGUGUUUGUGCGCAUUACGCAGGAGGAGGGCAUUAAGACCCUGUACAGAGGCUUCUGCCCGACCAUCCUGGGAGUGAUCCCAUACUCAGGAAUCACCUUCUUCACAUAUGAGACCCUCAAGAAACUGCAUGCAGAGAGGACUAGGCGGUCCCAGCCGUACUCCUACGAGCGUUUGGCAUUUGGCGCGUGUGCUGGCCUACUCGGCCAGUCGGCCUCUUACCCACUGGACGUGGUUCGCCGGCGCAUGCAGACGGCCGGGGUGACGGGCCAACAGUACGGCAGCGUCCUGAACACCAUGAAAGCGAUCGUGGUGCAGGAGGGUGUGGUGCGUGGACUCUACAAGGGCCUCAGUAUGAACUGGAUCAAAGGGCCUAUCGCUGUGGGGGUCAGCUUCACCACCUUUGACCUCAUGCACAACCUCCUGCACAAGAUGCACCAGUUGGGCUACUUCACACACUGAGCCAGCAGAGGGAGCCAGAGGAAAGGUUCACUGUCGAGACUAGAGUUGUCGUCCGUCGGUCACAGACACAAUAUGGAUCCUCUGCAAGUCGGAUAGAGAUUGAAAGGGGAGAGUGGAUACUGGACAGACAGGAGGAGACAGAAGCUGUCAGUUUAUUUAAGCGCACAUCCUCUGACACACAUUAAGCACGCACAGACCCCCCACUCUUGCUGUUGAUGGAUGGGAUGUCUGUAGAGCAAACAGGGUAGAUGUUUGAUGAGUUUGCAAUAUGAGAGGUAUGAGAAUGUGAAUGAUUUUACAUUUCCAUAUUUGUUUGAG